AUGUUAGCCAGUGUUAAAGACUUUCUGCGCCGUCACAAACGAAAGUUUAUAGUGACUGGUGCCGUUUUUGGUGGCUUAUAUUUACUGACAAGCUAUGCUCAAAAGAAGCUCAGAGAAUGGCAAGAAAAAGAGGCAAAAAGAUUCUUUGAAAUGACUCGAAAAAAGCAGCACUUUGAGAGUACAGAACGCACUUGUAAUCAGACUAUUCUGUCAUUGUCAAAAAUUGUGACUGAAAGUAUUUUGAGUGUAUUAAACACUGAAGAAAUAGUUCAAAAAUUGCAAGAAAACCCACCAAAUAAAUUGGAAUUAUGGGAACAGUUGAAAAUCAUGAUAUUUACUAGAAUUUGUGUCCUUGUUUAUGCAUUAAGUAUAUUACAAGUGAUAUUACGAGUACAACUCAAUAUUAUUGGUGGUUAUCUAUACAGAGACUCUGUCCAUGAAGAAGAUCCUCUCAUAGACAGUAAUUUGCAGGCCAAAUACUUGUCUCUAUGUCACCAUUUUGUGGGUCAAGGUGUAGAGGAUUUGGUGAAACAGAUAGAAACUGUUGUAAAAAAGGUUGUGGAACCUAUGUCCCUAAAGAAAAAAAUGACACUACAAGAAGUAGAACAAAUAUUCUGGUCUAUACAAACUAUUCUGUGCACAGAUGUUUCACAUGGAGAUCCUGUCAAAAAUAUGGUGCACUAUCUGCUGUCUCAUACAGAAAUAAAUGAUGGUAAAUUAGAUACAAUUGUAAAGGAAACUAUGGAUGUUUUAGAAAGUGAGGAAGUUGCAUCUAUAGCUAUGUCGUCAGUAAGCCGAUGUUUUUCUUCUGUUAUUGACGAAGUGGCCAAACUUUUUGCAACAAAAGAUACCACGGUGACUAAAAAUCAUUUGGAAUUGAAUGUUAGUCAUGUUAUUACCAAUGGAGCUUUAAAACUAGGAGCAAACCCUGACUCUUUUGUAGAUGUAAACAAAGUAGAGCUAUACUUUGUAAAACUGCUCCCUGUCAUAAAUGAACUUGUUUCAAAGAAUAUGUGUAAGAGUAACACAAACAUUCCAGAUAUGUUAAUACAACAACUUACUCUAAAUGACAAAAUUAAGCUUUUAGGUGCAAAUAUUUAUGAAGUAUUUAGUAGUCACUAA
This is a messenger RNA of Arctia plantaginis, 1122 nucleotides long. The record is from the annotation of a GenBank genome assembly. NCBI's taxonomy places the organism in Eukaryota, Metazoa, Arthropoda, Insecta, Lepidoptera, Erebidae.